AUGGCAACGACAGAAAAGAUCAAGCUAUUCGAUACAAUCCUGCCAAUACGUGAAUGGAGACGUGAGCAAACACGUAAAGGAUAUACAGUCGGACUUGUACCAACGAUGGGUGCGCUGCAUGCGGGACAUUUGCGUUUAGUAAACCAAGCAAAAGAAAAAUGUGAUCGAGUAGUUGUCUCUGUAUUUGUGAAUCCAGCACAAUUUGCACCGCAUGAAGAUCUUGACAAAUAUCCAAGAACAUUAGACGUAGAUCUCGAGAACCUAACAGAAACAAAAAGUUGCGAUGUAGUAUUUCUACCGAGCGUGAAUGUCAUUUAUCCAUCGGGAAUUCCAUUAGAAGUAGAGAAACAACAGGGAACGUUUGUUGAGGUUAAAGGAAAAUCACAUCAAAUGGAAGGUAAAACACGACCAAUGUUCUUCCGAGGAGUCGCGACAGUAUGCACAAAAUUAUUCAAUAUUAUACAACCAGAUCACGUGUUUUUUGGACAAAAAGAUGCUCAACAAUGUGUCGUUAUACGUAGCUUGAUUUGCGACUUGCAUUUUCCAAUUGUGAUGAACGUCGGCGAGACAUUGCGUGAAUCGGAUGGACUGGCAAUGAGCAGCCGAAACAAAUAUCUUACUGUCGAGAUGCGACCUUUUGCCACUGUAUUAUAUCGAGCAUUAACCGAGGCAAAAAAUCAAUUUGAUAAUGGAAAACGAGUUCGUAAUGAAAUAUUAACACCUGCAUAUCAAGUAAUUCAAGAGGUGACUGAAAAUGUGGAGGAACUUGGGUUUGAGAUAAAGUUGGACUAUUUGUCGUUAGUGGAUCCGAGUACAUUGGAGGAAAUUGAUGUCGUGGUUGUGGAUUCUGGAGCGAUUAUUUCGGGUGCCGUUUGG
Messenger RNA from Ambispora gerdemannii, 876 nucleotides. The record is from the annotation of a GenBank genome assembly. Lineage: Eukaryota; Fungi; Glomeromycota; Glomeromycetes; Archaeosporales; Ambisporaceae.